Sclerotinia trifoliorum is the source of this 717-nucleotide messenger RNA. NCBI's taxonomy places the organism in Eukaryota, Fungi, Ascomycota, Leotiomycetes, Helotiales, Sclerotiniaceae. The record is from the annotation of a GenBank genome assembly.
UCUUGGAUAUAAAAAGAUCCUAAGAGAAUCAAUGAAUUUAUAACAAGGUUCCAUCUAUUUGUUUGAAAGAGAUUAUCCUACAGCUAUAUAUCAUAUUUGAACCAAAGAUUCACGAUAGGGGCCAAUUGAAUAUGGUGAUCUUUUCUAUCGUGUUGCUUUUCUGAACUUGAUACUGAUGGGUUUGGAAUUUUAGCCACCCAAAAAUGAUACAACCACAGAGCAACCUUGCCAUUCUAAAGCUGUAUGUUACACCAUUCGACUUUACUUUUUCUAGAUAUUCAAAAGCUGACAAUAUUUGAAUGAAGUGUGCUAUUCAAGGUCAGCUAGCAUCUUUCGCUCAAGAUUGACUGGGAACUUUGACUGAUGUUUACACUACAGAGUGUCUGGCAAAGAACAGUUACAAUGAAGAAAAGUGUAGAUCACAGGUUGAUGCUCUAUAUGAUUGCUGUAAUGCAUUUUAUGCGGAGAAUGGUGAUGAUGCAAAGACUGUCUCUUGUCCCAAGGCAAAUCUAUUGAGAUUGAAGAUGAAACAGAGAUCGGGAGGGAAGCAGUCAUAAGGGAGGCCAUGAAAGGCAGUCAUGAUGAUAGACUCAGCCGUUCGCAAUGGCCAUGAAGGCUGAAGGAUGAGGGCUCUUCACAUCCACCCAUUUGUACUAGAACUUCCAUAGCAUGCAUGAUACCACGAAUGUAACAUCACUCUUGCCAGUCAUUUCACCG